UUGUUCAGUAGCAGCGUGCCUCGUGUGGGGCAAAGAUGUCUGCUAUACUCAUAGUAGUGCCUCGCCGUCGCCUGUAGAAAUCACACACCACCCUUCUCUCCUUAUCUGGAUUUCUGGGGAUUGCUUAGACAUGGGCCUGCGGGAUACCUUCAGGCAACUGCGGCCGGACAGCCCGUCGCGCGUGGGCAGCAGCAGCAGCAUUGAGCUGCAGAACAGAGCCACUCCUCGGAGCGGCUCCCACCAGAAUCAGGUUGCAGUUAUAGCUGCAGAAUCGCUGCAGGUCUGGCGCGCUCUGCCCGCAGAAAUUCGACAUGAUCCCAGCAUGGCCAGCUUUCAAAUGGAAAACGAACGCAUUCACGGCGCCUCUGAAGGUGCUAGCGAUGAAAAUGAUGAGGGGAACAACGGAGGUCGUAUUCAGGAUGAGCCCGGUUCCAGUUUUGCUGGUUCAGAUUUCCUCGAUAUCAAGACUAAGCCGGGACAAGAGGAGAAUCCCACAGAUGACGAGGCCACCACAACGCACUCAGACCACGAUCCAGCAAAUGGUCCGGGCAAUGCCAAGUCCCUUGCUCGACGCAUCCACCACAAGUCCACGCGAUCAAAGGAGCAACGCCAGUGGGACAAGCUGUGGAAGCGUCUGGGACUGCUCUUCUUCUGGCUGCUGGCCGCCGUCGUGCUCAUCUCUGUGGGGGAGAAACAUCUGCUGGAGAAGACCCUUGAUGUGCCGCAGGGCGAACAUGGGAAAUUUUUCACUUUGGUGCAAAAACCAGCUGGCGAUUUUCGUCUGAAGAUCCAAGGCACCUUCGUGGAAGUCUGCCCACCAGACCAUGAUAACGAAACCAUUAGCUAUAGUUAUCUGAUUGUGCAGCCGCAGGUGUCGUCUUACACUGGAGAGAACCGCAGCAAGGUGUUCCAGAACACAUUGCAGGCCUGGAAGCUGCCUUUACUGCCUGAAGAUCUGCUGGAACGUGCUCCAGCCGUGUCUAGGAAUCGCACGUAUCAAAUGAGCUCGGAACUGAGCGAUAUUCUGGCCCAGCCGGAGACUGAGAUGCGUCUGCACAUCUACAGCGAUGUGGCAACGGAUUUGGCAGUUGUAAUCAGCUACAAUCCUCUAAUAGUCAACGCUCGGAUGGGCAGCAUUCUCGCCGGCCUCAUUCUCCUGAUCUUCUAUGCCCUGUUGGUGUGGGAGGUGUUUGAGCGACCUUUCAUAGCCAUGGUUUGUUCGAUUCUAUCGGUUACGGCUCUGGCCUGCUUUAAUGAUCGGCCAAACAUGAAUGAGAUAAUCCAGUGGAUGGACAUGGAGCUGCUCACUCUCCUGUUCUGCAUGAUGCUGCUUAUCCUGAUACUAACAGAGACAGGGGUCUUUGACUAUCUGGCAGUGUUCUGCUUUGAGAUAUCGGGUGGCAAGAUUUGGCCCAUGAUCUAUAGUCUCUGUCUGGUGACAUGCCUGGUGUCCAGUGUGCUGGACAACAUGACAACGGUCCUUCUGCUCACCCCCGUGGCCAUUCGCUUGUGCGAGGUGAUGCAGCUGGAUCCGCUUCCGGUAGUGAUGGGCAUCAUUGUGCAUGCUAAUAUUGGAGGUGCUCUCACCCCCAUUGGGGAUCCCAUCAGCAUUAUUGUCAGCACCAAUCACAUCAUUGUGGAGAAUGAUGUGACUUUUCUUAACUUUAUGGCGCACACAUUUCCUGGCGUCCUGCUGGCCGUGCUCCAAAGCUGUCUGUAUCUACGUCUCUUCUACCACAACAUCGAUGCCUUGCGCCUGAACGAACCGAAGGAAAUGCGCGAGCUGCGACGCGAGAUCAAGGUCUGGCAGCGGGCUCUCAAUGCAGUGGCCUCCUGCUCCAAGGAUGCGCAGCUGGUGCGCGGCACUCUCCAGGGCAAGGUGAAGCAACUGAAGCGGACACUGCGACGCCUCCAGCGAGGUGUCGGAUCCACAGAGGUAUAUGCCAACACCCUGGAUGAGCUGAAGCAAAAGUACCCCAUCAAAGACAAGGCGUUGCUGCUGCAGUCCGCCGGAGCUUUGAUCUUUGUCAUCGUCUGCUUUUUCAUACAGUCGGUGCCGAAUUGGAGGACUCUGCCCCUGGGUUGGGUAGCCCUACUGGGUGUCAUUCUGCUGUUGAUCAUCCUCAACCGUGACGACAUGGAGCAUCUGAUGCACCGCAUCGAGUGGACCACACUACUCUUUUUCGCGGCCAUGUUCGUGAUGAUGGAGUGCGUCGAGCGACUGGGCCUCUUCUCUUGCAUCGGCGAGUUCACCGAGCACGUCAUCCUCUCGGUAGACAAAAGGCAUCGCCUGGCCAUGGCCAUAUUCAUAAUACUGUGGGCGUCGGCCUUAGCCUCCGCUAUUCUAGACAGCAUCCCCGUCACAGCCAUGAUGGUCAAGUUGGUUACCUCGCUGGUGGCCAAACAGUCGAUUGGCUUGCCCCUCCAGCCUCUUGUCUGGGCUCUGACCUUGGGCGCCUCUCUGGGCGGCAACGGGACCCUGUACGGGGCCUCGGCCAAUGUCAUUGCCGCGGGAAUAGCGGAACAGCAUGGCUAUAAGCUCUCCUUCACUCGAUACCUGAGGACAGUAUUUCCUAUGAUGAUGGGACAGAUCACCCUGAUGACAGUCUACCUGCUGGUGGCCCACAUCGUAUUUGGCUGGCAUUGAAAUAUAUUUUGAUGAGCUACAUAUAACGUAAAUGGCUAUUUAUUUCUAGUUAUUGACUAGUACUCAUAUGUUUAAUGACUAGAGUUUUUCAAUUAAUAUUUAAUGGUAAUUUGUGUGGUAAUUUUACUGUGACAGCUUUCACCCUUUCGCAUUCGAUUAAUCUCUUUGCGUGUGUUUAAUGUUCUCGUAUGCGAGUAUACGAGUAUAAGUGUUUCUAUCUUAUAUAUAUAUAUAAGCGUUUAUUUGUGAU
This is a messenger RNA of Drosophila obscura, 2897 nucleotides long. It is a transcript of the gene hoe2, whose product is annotated as P protein. Lineage: Eukaryota; Metazoa; Arthropoda; Insecta; Diptera; Drosophilidae. Gene Ontology annotation, cellular component: membrane. The record is from RefSeq and is a predicted model, not a curated record. The coding region runs from base 131 to 2647 and encodes 838 amino acids. Gene Ontology annotation, biological process: transmembrane transport. The transcript has 7 exons.